AGUAACUCAAAGACACCAUGAAACCCGCGCCGCGGAUGAAGUUUUGAUUUAUGAUUUGAAAUCAAAGAAAUUAUCAUGGAAUCUAACACCUCAGAAUUUCUCAUGAAAGCAGAUGACUGCGAAAUAUUUGGAUGGAUUUUUGAUUAUGCUGCAUGGAUGGCAUGGGACGAGUUCCAGCGAAAUCAUACCGUCGAUUCCAGAACAGAAAGGUCAUUCAUGACGGGAGUGAUGGAAUACACCCCAGGGGUGAACCAAGAAAGGAUCCACCAUGUUGAGUUUGUCCAUCUCCUCUGCCUGUUGGCUGACGGUGAGAAGGUCGACCUGUGUUACACCAGGGGAGAUGAAGCCCAUCGUACACCCCUGGAGAUUGCCUUGGAUAACGUCACCAAGCUCGAGGAAAGCCUGAAACAGAAGAGCCCGAUGCGGAGCGAAAUGGCCGAAAUGAGACGACUCAUCAAGAUUCAGGCCGUUCUUGCUCUGUUGAGGGCUCGGGAUACACAGUCUGCCAAGGAUCUUCUGUUAGCAUUGUGGCCAAAGCAAAUUAAACGAUCAGCAGAAGACAAGGAGGUUGUGACUACUCUGAAUGCCAUGAUAGAAGGCAAGAAGAACAAGGCAUUUGAUGCGGCACACAGCCAUCCAAAGUUCUGCCAGUCGCUGAUACCCAUCCUGAAGCAGGUCCAUGACCAGUUCAAGAGGCCGUUCCUCAUCGAGGUAAUUGCCAAGAAGAAGGACAUCCAGACGGCAAAGCCAGCUACCGUCAUCCCUCAUAGUCAAUUAAAGAAGGCAUGUGGACCCAAAAUGUGGAAAAAAGUCCUUGAGGCAUCAGAGAAAAUGGUGGAAGAAGGCAAGGCCUCCAGUUCAAGCUCAUCUCCGAGAAGUACUCCAAGACGUGGUCUAAAGUUGCCGGCUUCAUCAACUUCAGAAGAAGAGCCUAGUCCUGCGAAAAGGGGAAGAAGCAUCCGAUCGCUGAGGUAUGGACAGAGUUCCAAGAUUGCCAAGAAGUCGUCGGAUCCUGAAAAGAAUCCAGAGAAAGUUGAGUGGGACAGCAUCAUUGACAGUGAUGAGGAAGGUGAACUGAAAACGAGGAUAAAUGGUGACAAAUCAAUCAACACUCCUGUGAUAAAUGCCACCCUUGGAGAAAUCCCAGGUAAUAUUCCACAUCGAAAGCAUCACAAGAACCCUACACCAACAAAGAGGAGGCCCUGGUCUUCGGAAGAAGAGGAGGAACUGAAGCUUGGCAUCAACCGCUUCGGGGUCGGCAAGUGGGCGGAAAUCAACGAGGCUUAUAGUUUCAACAACAGGACAAACGUGCAGCUGAAGGACAAGUACAGGACAAUGGUGAAACAAGGCCUUAUUUAGACAGAUAUGAAUUGGACUAUGAUAAACUCAGGCCUCAGCGUCAACUUGUCGUCUGGCGAGAUGACUGCAUGAUGAAUACAGGACAAUGGUGAUUCAAUGUCUCCCUAGAUCAGCAACUAGUCGCCUGGCUAGUUUGUGAGACAGCAAGAUAAGUCGAGGAAGA
Molecule: messenger RNA, 1522 nt
Organism: Lytechinus variegatus (green sea urchin)
Lineage: Eukaryota; Metazoa; Echinodermata; Echinoidea; Temnopleuroida; Toxopneustidae
Product: telomeric repeat-binding factor 2-like
Exons: 9
Coding region: 76-1359 (427 amino acids)
Biological process (GO): protection from non-homologous end joining at telomere
Cellular component (GO): chromosome, telomeric region; nucleus
Molecular function (GO): telomeric repeat DNA binding
Source: RefSeq, a predicted model, not a curated record